AUGCUUUCUAAGGAGGUUCUGGGGGAACUGCCGGAAAUAGUUGCUGUUGUUACGGAGGAGGAACCAUGGACCCUAUGUUUUGAUGGGUCUUCUACAUCAAAAAGUGGAGGCGCAUGUGUAGUGCUCAUUAAUCAUGAGGGGCAAGCUAAGGCCCUCUCGUUCAAGCUAAAUUUCUCAUGCACAAAUAAUACGGCAGAGUAUGAGGCUUUCAUUAUGGGGAUGUCUACAACAAGGGAGAUGGGUGUAGAAAGAAUUAAAAUUAUAGGGGACUCAAAUAUGAUGUUGAGUCAAUUACAAGGGAAUUUUACUGUGAAAGAGUCAACAUUGGCGUCAUAUUGUACAACUGCUAAAGGGCUUGUUCAUUCUUUCAAACAAGUUAUGUUGGAACAUAUUUCAGGGGUUACUAAUAGAUAUGCUGAUGCAUUGACUACUUUGGGAUCGAAGCUUUCAUUUGUUGAAGAACAACCCUACAUUGCCGUGAUCAAGAAAGACAUGCCAGUGAUCGAAGAAAUGGCUCAAAAGCAGCCGCUGGAAGAAGGUGGCUGGUGGAAACUUGUGAAGGAGAAGAUAAGGAAGGGAAAUGACAUCAAGGAGUUAAAAGAUUAUGAUAUCAUCUUUGGGGAACUGUACAGACGCCUUCUAGGAGGUAUUUUGACCCGCUGCAUAAGGUCAGCAGAAGCACGAGUGAAGCUCCAAGAAGUACAUGAUAACACUUGCAAUUUGGAACCGAUAAUCAUUUGUAUCGACGUCUGCAACGCAAGGGUUAUUACUGGCCAGAAAUGA
Messenger RNA from Prunus armeniaca (apricot), 783 nucleotides. Lineage: Eukaryota; Viridiplantae; Streptophyta; Magnoliopsida; Rosales; Rosaceae. The record is from the annotation of a GenBank genome assembly.